ACCCCACCCCCACCUGGACGCCGAAUCACCAAAAAGUAGUGCUGGGAGUUCUCUCGAGAGCCAGCAAGGAAGGCAGCGCGGAGGCCAGGCCACCGUCGCGUGGCUUCCCACCACCACCCCAUCGGAUCCCGCGGCGCGCAGAUCCGCCAGCCCCGGCAAUGGCUUCCACGCCGGCGGACGGAGCAGGCGAGCCGGUGGAGGCCAAGGGCAAGGGCAAGGAGGAGGGGGAGAAGAAGAAGGCGGGAGGAGGGGUGCUGGGGAGGAUGUGGCGCGGCCUCUUCGGCGGCCGCGAGGACUACGAGAAGCGCCUGCAGUACCUGUCCAAGGAGGAGGCCGCCGUCCACGCGCGGAUGCGCCGCCGGACCCAGUUCUCCCGCCGCACCGUCCGCAACAUCAUCGUCCUCUCCGUCAUCGCCGAGGCUGUAGCUGUUGGUUAUGCUAUCAUGAUGACAAGAGACGAAGAUCUCACUUGGCAAAUGAGGGCAAUUCGAGUGCUGCCUAUGUUUGUUUUGCCUGCCAUAUCGUCUGUGGUAUAUUCAGCAGUUGUAAACUUCACAAGGAUGCUUGAACGGAAAGAUGAGAAAACACUUGAAAAGUUGAGAGCUGAAAGGAAAGCGAAGAUUGAUGAACUGAAAGAACGGACGAAUUAUUACCUUACCCAACAGCUUAUCCAGAAAUAUGAUCUUGAUCCAGCUGCAAAAGCUGCUGCAGCUUCGGUUUUGGCAUCUAAGCUGGGGGCGGAUUCUGGCUUAAGAGUACAUCUUGGGGAAGAACCAAAUUCUGAUGCAGCAGUGGUUAUGAGCAACAAUGCUGAGAUAUUGCCAUCAGAUGGGCUGAGAAACAGGAAGCAACCCAAUGCAAGAGUCAGCAGGACUGGUAGCACUACAGCUGCUCAUACUUCGGCACAAGGUGCUGAAUCUAACCCAGCUCUUAAUGCUGGCCUGGAAAACGUACAGUCUACAAGGGUUGUAGAACAUUAUCAAGGCUCUGGGGCAAGUGAUGGUGGAUGGGUUGCAAAAAUCGCUGCCUUACUUGUUGGGGAGGACCCAUCACAGUCGUACGCUUUGAUCUGUGGCAAUUGCCAUAUGCAUAAUGGUUUGGCCCGGAAGGAAGAUUACCCACACAUUACAUACUAUUGCCCACAUUGUCAUGCUCUAAACACAUCAAAGAACUUGAUGGGGCAAUACUCAGGCUCCAACUCAGGCCCAUCGACCCCAGUUGCUCCUGCUGAUGUGAUAUCUCCAACUCAGGCCCGGAAGGAAGAACACGCAGAGAAGGAAGUGGAGGCAAGUUGAUGCCGGUCCGUACUAUUACUGUUGAUAUUUGUGAGAUUAGUUCAUAUCGCCGUGUUUGAACUGGUUUGAGCCGCAGAUGUAGCACUGUUGUAAAAUUGGAAAUAGGUGACCUAUAUGAUCCACAGCAAAACCAGUACAAUAAUUAUUUAGCCAGUUUGUCCAUGAACACACUUGAGAGGACGAGUUUUGUUGGCAAUGGGCACUGCCGGAGUGGAGAAUGGCAACGUGCUGCCUGGCAAGUCGAGGUUGGAAAGCUAUGAGGUGGAGGCGAACAGGUGAGAUCAGUCGGGUGAUGUUGCAACAUGGUGGUGGUGUAAAAACAUAGAUAUGAUCGAUGCUUCUAUUUUACCCAUAUUUGUGUGGCAGUUGCUCCAUUGGAGAUGCGGAAAUUUUGACAGUGUUUGGACAUUUACGGUCACAGCUUCUUUUUGUAAUCUUGAUAGCGUUAUGUUUCGCUGACUGAUGUCUCGUGUCCUUGGCGCGAUGAUUCUUCAACUUGUAGUUUCGUUUUGCCUGGGCUUAAGCUGGGUUAGUGGGUUG
Triticum dicoccoides is the source of this 1835-nucleotide messenger RNA. RefSeq lists its product as uncharacterized. Gene Ontology annotation, biological process: endoplasmic reticulum tubular network organization. NCBI's taxonomy places the organism in Eukaryota, Viridiplantae, Streptophyta, Magnoliopsida, Poales, Poaceae. The transcript is spliced from 5 exons. The coding region runs from base 159 to 1295 and encodes 378 amino acids. The record is from RefSeq and is a predicted model, not a curated record. Gene Ontology annotation, cellular component: endoplasmic reticulum tubular network.